Molecule: messenger RNA, 5891 nt
Organism: Dromaius novaehollandiae (emu)
Lineage: Eukaryota; Metazoa; Chordata; Aves; Casuariiformes; Dromaiidae
Gene: PLEKHH2
Product: pleckstrin homology, MyTH4 and FERM domain containing H2
Exons: 32
Coding region: 292-4953 (1553 amino acids)
Biological process (GO): negative regulation of actin filament depolymerization
Cellular component (GO): cytoskeleton; cytoplasm
Molecular function (GO): actin binding
Source: RefSeq, a predicted model, not a curated record
CGCUCAGGCGCCCGCGCCGCUCGCCGCGGGGAUGGGGGGGCGGGCGCCGGGGGCGCGGGCAGCCGCCGGCCCGCAGCGCCCAGAGCCCGGACGGCGCCGAGCGCGGGAGCGCCGCCACCCACGGCCCGGCCAGGAGACCAGAAUCCGGACUGUCUGCCCCAAUCAAUCUGCAGUUGAAACUUCUCCUUCCAUUGUAAAGUAGGAGGCCCUGCUGCUUGGAAGUGCCGCUGUACGUGGGGACGCCGCAGGAGGAGAAGGGACCGAGGGCAGGGGACGGGUUAACGCAUAAAUAUGGCUGAUCUUUCAGAGCCAGAAGGUACUAUAAACUGGAAGGAAAGAUGUUUAACUCUGGAGACACAGUUAAUGAAGUUUCGUAUUCAGGCAAGCAAGAUCAGAGAGUUGUUAGCAGAAAAGAUGCAGCAGCUUGAGAGACAAGUUAUAGAUGCUGAUCGUCAAGCAGAGAGGGCUUUUCAGCAGGUGCAGGUUAUGGAAGAAAAAUUAAAAGCCGCUAAUGUUCAAACAAGUGAAUCAGAAACCAGAUUGUAUAAGAGAUGUCAAGAUCUGGAGAUGCUGAUACAAGAAAAAGAUGACACAAUACAAAAAUUGGAGCAACAACUUGAAGAACAGAAGCAAAUAAGACUGCAAGAAGCUAAAAUCAUAGAAGAAAAAGCAGCUAAAAUAAAAGAAUGGGUGACAGUCAAGCUCCAUGAGUUAGAAGUGGAAAAUCAGAACCUUCGCUUGAUGAACCAAAAGCAAACCAAAGAGAUGAAAACAGUACAAUCUAAACUGCAAGAAGCUGCGAGCAAGAAAUUGGUUACUUCAACACAAAAACCUGGAGAAGGUCAGCGACUAAGCGGUUUGACUUUUGGAUGCUUUUCAAACCGAGCAAAAAGUCCUCAAUCAUCUCCUAAAUCUGAAGAAAUAAGCAAGUUGUCAUCUAAAGAGUCAGAGUACACUGAAGGCAAAAACAUGCUAGAGAAGGAUAUCCUGGAAACUACCUUUGCUCGUCCUGCACAUGACAGCAAUAAAGGUCAGAAGUCAUUGCCACAAAGUUCCUCUGGAUCAGAGCAGAAUAAAAAUGUGAGAGUGAGCUAUUCGUCAAAAGAUGUAGACAGUGACAUGUCAAAGAACUCCUGCACUACUGGCAGUGACUGGAGCUCAGAUGAGGAUGGAGGAGACAAUAAAGGACUAAAGUCCAGGUGUGCAUCAACUCUCUCAAGCCACACAUCUGAAGAGAACACAAGGUACAGCAGAGUGGGGAGCGAAAUGUAUUUGACAGCAUCUGAUGACAGCAGUUCUCUGUUUGAAGAAGAGAGCUUUGGUGUCCAAAGGACUCAGCACAAAAAGUUGUACUCCUGGCAGCAAGGGUCCCAGAGAAAAGGUCAGAACAAUCCAGCUGGAAAGUGCAACUCCGACCUAAGUAAAAAGAAAGACCAAGAUAGCUCUUCAGAUGAACUGAAUAAGAAAUUCCAAUCUCAGAGACUAGAUUAUUCGUCCUCAUCCAGUGAGGCAAAUACCCCAAGUCCAAUUUUAACCCCUGCUCUAACACCUAAACACCCAAUUCUAGCAACUUCUGCAGGUUCUCCAUGCAUAACACCAUCAGAAUCUCCCUCAAAUUUGCCACCUCCAAAGUUACGGACUCCCAAUGUGUUUAGUAUAAAUUUAGCACUGGCAAAAAAGCAUUUAAGCCAGCCCCAGCUGAGUUCUGACAGGAUGUUUGGUAGAAAUAGAAAUGCUAUAAGCAUGAUACGUCCAUGGAGACCUCAGGAAACAGACAUUGAUCUGGUGGAUGGAGAAGAUACAGAUAUUUUAGAGAAAAUGGAGAUUGGUUGUGACGAAGGAGUGUUCACCUAUGAUUGCACGGAAAUGCAGAAUGCUGAAGCCCAGGAACCUUGUGAUGUGACAAAAAAGACUGCUAGCAACAAACCUCCAACCCCACCAUUGCAUCGAUUUCCCUCCUGGGAAAGCAGAAUUUAUGCUGUAGCCAAAUCUGGCUUAAGGGUGUCUGAAGCUUUCACCAUGGAAUCUCUUAGCAAAAGUGCUGUUUCACUAACUUCAUAUUCCAUAUCUGGAUUAUAUACAUCUCUGAUAUAUAAGAACAUGACCACUCCUGUCUACACAACUUUGAAAGGGAAGGCAACUCAAAUAAGCAACAGCCCAUUCAUAGAUGAAUCUUCAGGAUCUGAGGAAGAAGACAGCUCUCGGUCCAGCUCAAGGACUUCUGAGUCCGAUUCUCGAAGCAGAAGUGGCCCAGGUAGUCCUCGGGCUAUGAAACGAGGUGUAUCUCUGUCUUCUAUGACCUCAGAAGGUGACUAUGCUAUUCCUCCAGAUGCAUAUUCAAUAGAUACAGACUAUUCAGAGCCAGAGCAGAAACUUCCUAAAACUUCUUCCUCAUCUAGCGAUAACGGAAAAAACGAACCUUUGGAAAAAUCUGGAUAUCUGUUAAAAAUGGGUGGUAAAGUAAAGACCUGGAAACGACGGUGGUUUGUGCUUAAAGGAGGUGAAUUACUAUACUACAAAUCUCCAAGUGACGUAAUUCGAAAACCUCAAGGUCAAAUUGAGCUAAAUGCAUCUAGCCACAUUGAAAGGGGUGAUGGAAAACAAACAAUUCAGUUGACCACAGAAAAACGAACAUACUACCUGACUGCAGAUUCUCCAAACAUCUUAGAAGAAUGGAUCCAAGUACUACAGAAUGUUCUUAAAAUACAGGCUGCUAGUCCCCUUUUCAUACAGCCUGAAAUCAAGCCAACCAUGAAAGGAUUACUUACCAAGGUGAAACAUGGAUACUCCAAAAGGGUUUGGUGUACCCUAGUUGGAAAAAUUCUUUAUUAUUUCCGUAAUCAAGAAGACAAGACUUACUGCAUUAAUUGGAUAGAGAAGCAGACCUGCAAAUGGAAUUACAGUUUUGCUCACUCUUGGACUUCGGCACAUAUCAUUCUGCUUCUGCUGUUUAUAACAGCUGGUUUAUCUGGCAUUCCUUGGCAGGACGUAAAUAAAUAUAAAUGGGUAUUGAUGUUUCCUCUUGGUCAAAUCAAGCUUUGGGAGGCUAAGGUUGAAGAAGUUGAUAGAUCAUGUGAUUCCGAUGAAGAUUAUGAGGCUAGUGGCCGCAGUUUAUUAUCAACACAUUACACUGUUGUUAUCCAUCCCAAAGAUCAAGGACCCACUUAUCUUCUUAUAGGUUCUAAACAUGAGAAGGACACAUGGCUUUAUCAUCUGACAGUUGCAGCUGGAAGUACCAGUGCAAAUGUUGGAUCUGAGUUUGAACAACUUGUUUGCAAAUUAUUAAAUACGGAAGGUGAUAACACUUCUCAGAUUUGGAGACAUCCUACCCUUUGCCACAGCAAAGAAGGAAUUGCUUCCCCUCUUACAACGUUACCAUCAGAGGCCUUGCAAACUGAAGCAAUUAAAUUAUUUAAGACCUGCCAGUUGUUUAUAAAUGCUGCAGUUGACUCUCCUGCCAUUGAUUACCACGUAUCUUUGGCCCAAAGUGCUUUGCAGAUCUGCCUCACACAUCCUGAACUUCAGAAUGAGAUCUGUUGCCAGCUUAUUAAACAGACUAGACGUCGACAUCCACAAAACCAGGCAGGACCAAUACAGGGCUUGCAGCUCUUGGCUCUCUGCGUUGGACUCUUUCUCCCCCAGCACCCAUUCCUUUGGCUUCUUAAACUUCAUUUAAAGAAGAACGCAGAUUCCAGGACUGAGUUUGGGAAAUACGCAAUAUAUUGUCAGCGCUGUGUAGAGCGUACCCAGCAGAACGGAGACCGAGAAGCCAGACCUUCCAGAAUGGAAAUCCUUUCAACCCUUCUGAGAAAUCCCUAUCACCAUUCCCUGCCCUUUAGCAUUCCAGUUCAUUUCAUGAAUGGUAUAUAUCAGGUUGUUGGCUUUGAUGCCUCAACCACAGUGGAGGAAUUUCUGAACACCCUGAACCAGGAUACAGGAAUGAGGAAACCAGCUCAGUCAGGAUUUGCACUGUUUUCUGAUGAUCCCUCUGGCAAGGAUAUAGAGCACUGUCUUCAAGGGAACAUCAAGAUCUGUGACAUUAUUUCAAAAUGGGAGCAAGCCUCCAAAGAACAACAUCCUGGGAAAUGUGAAGGCACAAGGACCGUCCGCCUUACUUAUAAAAAUAGGCUCUACUUUGCAGUUCAAGUCCAUGGGGAGACAGACAGAGAGAAGCUGCUGUUAGUAUAUCAGACAAAUGAUCAAAUAGUCAAUGGACUUUUCCCUGUAAACAAAGAACUGGCAAUGGAAUUGACAGCCCUUCUAGCACAGAUAGAGAUUGGAGAUUUUGAAAGGCCUUUCUCAACUCCAGCAGGGCAGGUCACUUCCCAAUCCAAGUCCAGUCAAACAUUAAAACAAGUUUUGGAGAGAUUCUAUCCUAAGAGAUAUAGGCAUGGUUGUUCAGAGGAACAAUUAAGACAGCUUUGUCAGCGAUUGUCUACAAGAUGGAUGGCUCUCAGGGGGCACAGUGCUGCAGACUGUGUGCGCAUUUAUCUCAGUGUAGCCAGAAAAUGGUCCUUCUUUGGUGCUAAAUUGUUUGCAGCAAAACCCAUAGCAACAUCCUCACUUGAGAAGUCUUUCAUAUGGUUUGCUGUACAUGAAGAUGGCAUAAGCAUCCUAGAUUACAGCUCUAUGCGAUUAACAGUUUCAUAUACAUAUAAGAGUCUGAUGACUUUUGGAGGCUAUCAAGAUGAUUUUAUGUUGGUUGUUAACAAUGCUCAGACAAAGGACAAAUCAACUGAAAAACUCCUUUUUGCCAUGACAAAACCAAAGAUUCUUGAGAUCACUCUACUGAUUGCCAGCUAUAUUAACAACUUUCAUCAGCAAAAAGGAGCUGCUCAUCAUCUCUCUGCUCCAGCACUACUGACACCUCAAAGUGGACAGAAACUCAAGGAAAUGGGGAGUCAGCCACUUCUCACAAACAACAGACCAACUAAAUGUCCCACUUUGUUAUGAAAGGAUUAGGUAUCGUGAUAAUGUGCCGUAUUUAUAUGGUUUCUAUACUGAUUGAACACUUUCUGGUGUGCAAGAUAUAGCAUAAGCAGGUCUAUAAACAAAAGAAAGGUGGAUAGGUUUACAUUCAUUUCAGUCAUAUGUAACAGAAGCCCUUAUUCAGUUAAAACCCUGGCCCAACCUGGAAUGAUGAUGAUGAGCCCGUUUCUGGAUUCUCCUUUAUUGCGGGUGGCUUGUCCCUACAGCUCAAAAAUAAAUGUGCCUGAUGCUAGUGAUGGGGAAAGGUGGCCUUAGGAACAAUUCUAUAGGUUUUAGUCAUUUUUGAAAUGUUUUCUCAGGGACCAAACCAUCUUCAACUCUUCAACUCUAUUUUUCAAAAUUAUACAAGUUGUAUAACCUUAACUAUGAAAAAGAAUUUUUGUUUUAAAAGAAAGCUUUAACACAGAAAGUUUUCCAUCUCCAGCACCCCUCCUUAUUUGCAAUACAAGCACCAUGGGACUAAAAAGAAUGAAUUAAUUUGUUUCUACAUUUUGGGUUUUUUUUAAGACAGAAACACAUCCUAUAACUAUCAUAAAUCUAAAGUGUAUUCUCAUGAAUACUUUUAGCCUUUGUUGUAAAGCUAUUUGCUUGGCAAAACUUCAGCCUUGGCCUGGUUAAUUUCUAAAUAAUCCCUCUCUGCCCUUAGCAUUUUGGAAAAAUCUAAAUUGGACAGGCAUUGUAUUUAGUAUAGUUUUAUUAAACAAGAACCCCUACCUAAUUUCUUCUUUAACCCAAAAUAAUAAUAUAAUCCAAAUACGAGAAUGACUCACAAUUCAAAACAAGAACACAGAAAGCCAUUGUUUGAAUUGCUGUGUGUAAUCUUGGAGAUAUAAGUGACAUAUAAUAUCUGAUGUGUAUAAUGUAUAUACAAUGAUUCAGAAUAAUAUUUUGUAAAAGUUGUA